GGACCAAUGAAAUCAGUGUAAAAUCCAAGAUGUCAGCGCCCAUGAAAAGUGUGGUCGAUCAAAUUCUGAAUAAUAUUUCAGAGAAUAAUGGUAACCCCUUGGAAUUAGUGAACCUGAUUUCGUGUUCCAGGGAAUUCUCUAUAUUCCAAGAUGCGAGCAAUAGCAGUAUGCGAGAGCUGGUCAGUCACGUCAAUACCUGGCUUAACUCAUCACAGUUUAGGGUUCAAGGUUUGGGAAUACUGUAUCACAUACUGCAGGAUUGUUCUGCUCAGGUGAUAACAGACUAUGGUCUCACCUGGAUGGCACUUCUUACUCAAGCUUUGCAGUCAUAUGAUCCAGCUCCGACACACAAGGCAGCUUGUGUUGCGAUGCGUCAUCUUCUAAAGCACACGAUUAACCACCCAGAGCUUGCAAGGCAGAUUUCUACCACACAUCUACCAUCUUUGCUUAAUACUCUAUUGGCGGCAAAGCCUCAUUGGUUAGAAGGGGCCUUGUUGUGUACACGAGCUUGCAUUCAAUUCUAUCAUGGUGCAUGUGGGCCUUUCAAAAGCAAAAUAGAGACAUUUGCUGUCUCACAUUUGGAGCAUUCUGAUGCAGCUGUGUCUAAGGCCGCCAUCUUGUGCUAUAGCGUAGUUCCAAUGUGUGGUGGAGGAGGUAACCAGGGAAUUAAACAUACAGAGUCCUGGGCCAAGCACUUAGACAAGUUACUUGGAACCAUGAAUGACAUACUUGAUAACCUGUAUGACGGUCUAGAAUCAGGCGAUUUUACUUACUUUGUGCCUAAAGAUCGUCUCAACCUUCUCCCACUGAAGACAGAUCACGUCGAGAAAGUUCACCAGCUUUCUGAUCAGUUUGGCAUCGUUGCUAAGUGCAUUGCCCAGUUGCUAAGAACUGAUUAUCCGUCACUUGUAAACCUCCCUCUUGAAGAGCUCCUGGGCAUAGUCUGUAGGACUCUGGCGAUAACUGGGACAUUUCUGCUGUCCAGGCCUAGUAGUGAGAGAGUUACCCUGGUAACUGUAUUACCCAAUGUACAUCAGGAAGCAUUGAAAUUGCUUGAACAACUCAUUCCCACUAUAGAAGGUCACUUGGUGCCACAUACAUACACAGUGAACCAGCUAUUGAAGCAGUCUCUGGCGUGGACUAAAACUGGGGACCAGCAAACUAGACUAUAUAGCUCAUUGCGCAGUCAGAUCUACCAGACACUGUCAAUGUGGGAGAAGACACUAAGGGCAUCCAGUAAUAGUCAGAAAAUUGCUGAGUCAAUUGUAGAAAAUGUCAUCAGUGAUGCUAGAAUACCUAAAGACAUUUUGAAGCUGAAUGAAACAACAGAAACAGAUUAUUCAGAGCCCCUCAAUAAAAAACAGAGGAGAAAGGGAAAAGGUUCAUCAGGGAUGGCCCAAGGAAAUCCCUCAAAGCUAAUGGGAAUCUCCAAAGGAUCCUCCAAGUUGUGCAGUGAUUCUCUGGCAGCAUUAAAGUGGCUGUUGACUACAGUUGGACAUGAACUGAAACCAGCCACACAAAAAGCUGUACAGGAAUUCUUGAUACCACUCAUCCUGGAGAUUCAACAGAACCCACAAGCUCUGCCACAUCCUUACUCAGACUCCCAGUGUCGCCACCUGGUGUAUGACUGUCUCCUAGCAACUGUUGUGGUUCCCUGUCCAAAAUGGCCACCUCCAACCCAGUGUGCAAUGCAAAUUUUUAAGCAAGGCCUGUUAGAUAAAAACACAUUGGUCUCAUCUUUCUGUCAAACAGCACUGACUCAAUGCACAUCCAUCAUUCAUCCCAGAGCUCCUACUUUGUUAUCACCUCUCUCAUUGGCUGAUCUUCCUACAGAAUUGAGGAUAUCUCAGAAAACAACCAAUCAAGAUUCAGAGACUAUUUCUCAUGACUUGACACUUGGUAAAAAUCCUGCUGAAAAAGCAGCUGAGAAUAUGAAUGUUGAAAUGCCUUCAACAAGUAAUGAAGAUGAUUCAAAUGAAAUCAAUCCACCAAGUGACAUAUCAGAUGUCCACCCUGUGGAAUCUAAUGACUCUAAUACAGAGGAUCAAAAAGAAAGUGAUGAUGACAGUGACAUGGUUAAUGAAGAAAGUGACAUGGAUAAUGAUGAUAGUGACGGGAAUAAUGUUAAGAGUGACAAGAAUAAUGAUGAUACUGACAGGUAUAAUGAUGAUAAGGAUGACACUAUUGAUGAUCAACCUGAGAAUUUGAAUGAGAAUAAAAUAAGAGGUGAAGAUCCUGAAGUUAUAACUGAAACAGAUAUUAGUAAAGGUGAAUUUGUAAAGGAAGGUGCAUCACAAAUUCAUAAAGAUGAGGAGGUUGAUAAAUUGACUGUUGAAGAUGUAUCAUCAGUCAAAAAAGCUGAUAGUGACCUAGCAGAUGAAAUGUUGAUGGAUUUUGUUGAUGCAAGCCCAGACUCAGAUUAGUGUUUCAAAAAUGAACUUGUACAGUCAUUUGUAAAUGGUAUAUGCAGAUAUAUGGUUAUUGGGACAAUGACUCAUUUUUGGUAUAAAAUGACUGUAUCAACAAAUAUUUUCUCCAUUUUGUUUUGCUUAAAUCAUAGAGUAAGCCUGUAAGGUUGUCCAAAAUAAUAAUUAUGCUUCAUAGAUGAAAUGAUGUUCAUUUAGGGAUAAACAUCAUAUGCAUUUUUACCUACCGUAUUCUCUGUAAUUUGCACCCAAUCUCUAAUAAGUACCCACCCUGCUUCACAAAGUUCAAGAAAUAUUGAGAAAUAACCAAGGAAUAGUGAAUAUAUGAGAAAAAAUAUCCAGUUUUACUCCCCCC
Messenger RNA from Owenia fusiformis, 2781 nucleotides. NCBI's taxonomy places the organism in Eukaryota, Metazoa, Annelida, Polychaeta, Sabellida, Oweniidae. The record is from the annotation of a GenBank genome assembly.